Molecule: messenger RNA, 5433 nt
Organism: Ahaetulla prasina
Lineage: Eukaryota; Metazoa; Chordata; Lepidosauria; Squamata; Colubridae
Product: zinc finger protein OZF-like
Exons: 7
Coding region: 417-2141 (574 amino acids)
Biological process (GO): regulation of transcription by RNA polymerase II
Cellular component (GO): nucleus
Molecular function (GO): RNA polymerase II cis-regulatory region sequence-specific DNA binding; DNA-binding transcription activator activity, RNA polymerase II-specific
Source: RefSeq, a predicted model, not a curated record
GUCGUAGUCCACCCUCCCUCCCCAGCAAAGGCGGCGGCGGGCGGGGAGAACGCCCUUUCUCGGGCGCCCAGGUGUUUCCCCCAGGUGGCAUCUCAGCCCCCUCCCCAUCGGACAGCGGCCCAGAUGGGCAGCUCUUUGGAUCCCUCCAAGCCCAGAAGGUCUUCCACUUCCUACUUAACCGGCGUCUGAUCCUCUCUGUGUCUUGCCAGAAGAUGGUCUCCUGAGGAAGCUCCCAUGCUGAACGAGAAGACCAGAGCCCGAGUUGCGCUUGGGAUGGUUCCGAUCUAGGCCACUUGGCGUUGGGACUGCCUCUUCUUCCCUUGCCCCCGUUUCAGCGUCUGACGUGUCCGAAGGACCCACUGAUGUGACCCUCUUGGUCGGAGGAGAGAAGCAGGACGCCUGGCCACUGUGAGAAGAUGGAGGCCCGUUGGGUAAGACCCGACCUCACCAAUGAAGGUGAGCGACCGCCAGGGGCCAAAGUGGCAGUGAAAGAGGAGCCGGGGGAGGAGUUGUGCAUCGGGUGUCCGCUGGACCCAGCCGAGCCAGGGAGGUUGUCGCUAUCAAGCCCCACAGCAGGGAUCAAGAAGGAGCCGGAAGAACCAUCGUACCACAUCGGUCUCUGGGAGGACAGCGACGGGGGGGCCAGCACCGAUUCCUCGGACACCAAGCCCAAUGUUAUUGUGAAGGUGGAACCGGAGGAGGAGGAAGGAGACAACGAUGACGAGGUGGGCGAGGAGGACUUUGGCUGCUCCCCCACUCCUAGGCCUGCCCCCCUGGCCGGAUGUUUGGAGCUGAGUGCCAACUUGUCACAUGGAAAGAUGGCUCAGGAGCCAUGCAGAGAGAGCGCGGAUGGAACUCCUUCUCAGGGUUCGUUGAAGAGGAAACGCAGCACAUCUUGGUGGGCACAGUUGAGAUCUCCUGGGACUUGGAGUGCGGCUCCGGCAUCUGUACCUGCGUCUGGAGGAUCUUUCAGAGCUGCUAAAACAGUGACUGUGGUCGUCUCUGGGGCGGCUGAAGCCCACCAGCACCCCAAGAGUCCUGCCAGUGAGCGGCCCUUCGCUUGCAGUGUCUGCGGGAAGCGGUUCCAGCACCGGGGCAACCUGGUGACCCACCUACGGGUCCACACGGGGGAGAAGCCCUUCCCUUGCACCGAGUGCGGGAAGAGCUUCAGCCAGAAGGGGGACCUGAUGCGCCACCUCCGUGUCCACACGGGGGAGAAGCCCUUUGAGUGCCCUGUCUGUAGUAAGAGCUUCUGCUCCAAGCAGACUUUCAUCUUGCACCAGCGCAUCCACACAGGCGAGAAGCCCUUCUCCUGCCCCGAGUGUGGGAAACGCUUCAACCGUAAAGCCAACUUCGUCACCCAUCAAAAGAUCCAUCGGGGCGAGCGGCCCUUCGUCUGUGGUGAGUGCGGCAAGGGCUUCUGCGCCCGGAAGACCUUUAUCCUGCACCAGAAGAUCCACGUGGGCGAUCGGCCCUUCAUCUGCCCCGACUGUGGGAAGAGCUUCAGCCGUAACGGGGACCUCACCCGGCACCAACGCAUCCACACUGGCGAGCGGCCCUUUGCCUGCGCUGAUUGUGGGAAGAGCUUCAGUCACAAUGGGGAACUGAUCAAGCACCAGCGCAUCCACACCGGCGAGAAGCCCUUCUCCUGUGCCGAGUGCGGGAAGAGCUUCAACCGCAAGGGCACCCUCGUCACCCACCAGCGCAUCCACACUGGCGAGCGUCCUUUCGUUUGCGGCGAGUGCGGCAAGACCUUCAACCUAAAGACCACCCUGAUGAAGCACCGGCGCAUCCACACCGGUGAGCGGCCCUUCAACUGCUUGGAGUGCGGGAAGAGCUUCAAGUACAAGGGGAACCUACGGACUCACCACUUGACGCACACGGUGGAGCGCGUGUACCCUUGCACUGAGUGCGGCCUGGUGUUCGGCCAGCGGAAAGGGCUGAAGGGGCAUCAGGCAGCCCAUGCGGGGGACCACUUGCUGCCCUGCUACCGGGACAACGGGGAGAACGUGAACCCCUUCCUCCAGGUGCACCCUCUCCUCCUAUCCUGCACCCCGCUUCCCGUGCCCCUGGAGACUCUGACCAAGUUCAAGCAGGAAGCUGGUGGCAAAGGUCUUGGAUUUGAGGAUGCCAAUGCUUAGACUUGGGAAUGGUUGAGAGGGGAAGGCACUCUUUAAUUGAUCUCUGGGAUACCGUUUUUGACGUGAACAACAUAGCAACCCGCUGUACUCGGCCGCAGGAGAGAGGCUGGCUGAGGCUGACUUGGGGGGGAGGACUUUUGUCCGUGAUAUGGCAGCCUCAGCCACAAAAGAAGCUGACCACAUGGGAGCAUUUAUGGUUUAGGGUAGGCAGUUGCCAAAUUCUUAGUUUAGCAAACUGUGCACUUACUAGGGGAUAGUCAGUUGGACGUUAGGCAGUGGUACCUAGCUUGUAGAAAGAGGAGGAAGGCUUGAGUCCCUGAAAGUAACGGGGGAUCGGCAGAAGCAACAUGAAAUGAAGGAUAGUAAGGUAUGGAGUAGCUUUUCUGAAACGGAGGCCAGGGUACAAUUGGCGAGUUAGCCAAAACCAAUAAACCACCAUGGUUCAAGAGCAAAUGACUGACAUGACUCCUUGGGGGCGGUGGUGUGUGUGUGUGUGUGAAGAGGAGGAGUUGGUGGCUUCACAGGGGUGCUCUUGUGAGGGGAAGGGGAGAAAGGCACAAGCACAUAUUUUAUCUGGAAAGAAGAAUGACCAAACAGAUCAUGGGUUGUCUGGCACAAUGGUCCCCAACUUUUGUGGCUUGACGGCCUGGCUGGGGUGGGGGAAGGGGAACUGGGCCCUGUGAGUGGUGGGCUGGUGCACGCGUGCGUGCACACAAAGCUCAGCUGCAAGUUGCAUGAUUGACUGGCUGAUUGAUUAACUGAGUGACUGAUUGACUGAUUAAUUGAUUGACUGUCUAACUGAUUGAUUGAUUGAUUGUCUGAUUAACUCACUGACUCAUUGAUUGUCUAAUUGAUGGACUGACUGAGUAGCUGGCUGAUUGAUUGACUGACUCUAAUUGAUUGAGUAACUGACUGACAUUGAUUGACUGCCUACCUGAUUACCUGAUUGAUUGAUUAUCUGAUUGACUAUCUAAGUGAUUGACUGAGUAACUGACUGACUGAUUGACUACUAGAUUGACUGUCUAACAUUGACUAACAUUGAUUGACUGACAUUGACUCACUAACUGAUUGACUGUUUAACUGAUUGACUGAAUAACUGAUUGAUUGAUUGAUUGAUUACCUGACAGAUUGUCUGAUUCACUAACUGACUGAUUGAUUGACUCUGACUGACUAACUCACUGACUCAUUGAUUGACUGACUGUCUAACUGAUGGCCUGCCUGCCUGAUUGAUUAUCUGAUUGAUUGGUUGAUUGAUUAUCUGACUGAUUGAAUGACUGAUUAACUUAGUGACCCAUUGAUUGACUGACUGAUUAUCUAACUGAUUGACUGACUCUGACUGUUUAAUUCACUGACUAUCUAACUGAUUGACUAACUGACUAAUUGAUUGACUGGCUGAUUGAUUAGUUGAUUGGUUUCAAGGGCCACCCACCCACCCAUACAACACUCUGGACAUUUUAGGAGGGUCUCUUUUCAGGUCCUCCCCCAGUCCCUGGAUGAAUCUGUCUAUCUUGACCCGUCCCAGUCCAGCUUCUGGCCUGGGUACAGCACAGAGACGGCCUUGGUCACGUUGGUAGAUGAUCUCUGGAGGGCCCGGGACAGAGGUUGUUCCUCUGCCCUGGUCCUAUUAGAUCUCUCAGCGGCUUUUGAUACCAUCGACCAUGGUAUCUUGCUGCGGCAGCUAGAGAGGCUGGGAGUGGGGGGCACCGUUUUUCGGUGGUUCUCCUCCUUCCUCUCUGACCAGUCGCAGACGGUAUUGGCAGGGGGGCAGAGAUCGGCCGCGAGGCGCCUCAUGUGUGGGGUGCCACAGGGGUCGGUUCUCUCGCCUCUCCUGUUCAACAUCUAUAUGAAGUGAUGUCCCAGUGCCUGGAGGACGUGCAGGUCUGGAUGGGGAAAAACAGGCUUCAACUUAACCCUUCCAAGACUGAGUGGCUGUGGAUGCCGGCAUCCUGGUACAGCCAGCUGACUCCAUCGCUGACUGUAGGGGGCAAGUCAUUGGCCCCCACGGUUCACAAUCUUGGCGUCCUCCUGGAUGUACGGCUGUCUUUAGAAGAGCACAUGACGGCCAUCGCCAGGGGGGCUUUUUAUCAGGUUCGCCUGAUAAGCCAGUUGCGUCCCUUCUUAGACCGGGAUUCCCUAUGCACGGUCACUCACGCCCUCGUCACUUCCCGCCUGGACUACUGCAACGCUCUCUACAUGGGGCUCCCCUUGAAGAGCACCCGGAGGCUCCAACUGGUCUAGAAUGCGGCUGCGCGGGUAGUAGAGGGAGCAACUCGAGGCUCCCAUAUAACACCUCUCCUGUGCAAGCUGCACUGGUUGCCGGUGGUCUUCCGGGUGCAAUUCAAGGUGCUGGUUACUAUCUUUAAAGCGCUCCAUGGCACAGGACCGGGUUAUUUACGGGACUGCCUGCUGCCACCGAUUGCCUCCCAUUGACCAGUGCGCUCCCAUAGGGAGGGUCUCCUCAGGGUGCCGUCAGUCAGACAAUGUCGACUGGCGACCCCCAGGGGGAGGGCCUUCUCUGUGGGGGCUCCUGCCCUCUGGAACGAGCUGCCUCCAGGGAUACGUCAACUCCCUGGCCUUCGGGCCUUCCAGCAUGAGUUGAAGACUCUUUUAUUUCAUCGUGCAGGACUGGCCUAAUAGUUUUUAAUGGGGGUGUUUUAUUAGAGUUUUUAGUUUUUUAGCCAAAUUGAAUUAGUUUUUAAAAAUGUUUUUAAUUUUUGUGAUUUCUUGUUUUACUUGGCUGUAAACCACCCUGAGUCCUUCGGGAGAAGGGCGGUAUAUAAAUUAAAAUAAUAAAUAAAUAAAUAAAUGUCUCCCCCAAGAAAAGAUGGAGCCACCGGAAGCCUUGAACCAGAUUCCUAAUUUCCCACCUGAGAAUCCUUUUCUGAUCGAUCAAUCACCUUGAUUAAAAAAUUCCAAGAAACCACACGGCCCCAGGAGCACCCCCGCCCCCCCAACAAUCCAUUGCAUCUAGGGCAGUCUCCUUCCACACUUGGUAGUCCUCCACUUAUGACAGUUCACUUAGUGACCAUUCCAAGUUACAACGGCCCUGAAGAAAGAGACAUAGGACUGUUGUUCAGACUUACAACCUUUGCAAUGUCUCCAGUGUCACACGAUCAAAAUUCAACCGCUGGGCAACCGACUCAUAUUUACGACGGUCACAGUGUAUCUGGGUCAUGUGAUCCCUUUUUGGCAACCUUCCCCCGAGCAAAAUUCCAUGAGGAAGCCCGAUUCGCUUCCCGAAUGUGUUUCUAACAUGGUCGUAAAACAGGGCAGAAUGCAUUUAACAAAUGUC